Batrachochytrium dendrobatidis JAM81 is the source of this 1815-nucleotide messenger RNA. RefSeq lists its product as uncharacterized. The record is from RefSeq and is a predicted model, not a curated record. The coding region runs from base 1 to 1815 and encodes 604 amino acids. Lineage: Eukaryota; Fungi; Chytridiomycota; Chytridiomycetes; Rhizophydiales. Gene Ontology annotation, cellular component: nucleus; nuclear replication fork. Gene Ontology annotation, biological process: DNA replication; DNA replication initiation. Gene Ontology annotation, molecular function: single-stranded DNA binding; DNA replication origin binding. The transcript has 8 exons.
AUGAAUGGUAUAGAUAGGAAUAACAUUGAAGGAGAUGGUAUGGAUCAAGUACUGGACAGCGAGCUCAUGGACGCAAAAUCGCUGGCUGAGAUGAAAACAGAACAUGUUGCAUUGGACCUACAAAGCAAGUUUCAGCAAGAUGUUGGUAUUCACUGCAAAUCCAUUGUAUCAAUGGUGUACUGUACAGGUGUCUUUAUGAUUAACCAUUUAAGCAUUAUUAUUCUAGUCCAGCAGAUGAAAGAAAGAAAGGAGUUGCUUCUGAAGCAGGCCGUGAUGAGGAAACAACUCUGUCAUAAACGGCUAGAGUUCGAAAGACUUCAGUCAGAAGUUGCUCAACUGGAAAAGGACUCAACAGCUGGUAUUGAUGUUCUGCAUUCUUUGCCUUUAGUAGGUUUAAAACGAGGAUACCCGACAGAUUCCAUAUCUGAGACUACUGCUUCCAAAAAAUACAAUACUCCACUUUUAUCAUCCCAAAAAAACUCGACGCAAUCCAAUCUUAAUCUGAUACAGCGGCCAUGUAAUAUUGAAACCAUCAAAUCAAUAUCUGUUCAGCCAGAAAUUCAAAAAAAGCAAUCUUUAGCAAAAACCUCGGUUCAUGCCACUGCAACUAAAAAGCCUUUGAUUCAUAAUCAACGUCAACCUGUUCCUCAAAUUGCGCCAAUCGUUGAUACACCUGUUGAAAUAGAGCCGAUAUCAGGAUUCCGUAUAAAAAAUCGCCUCGUUUCAAAAGACCAGUUUGCAGAGCGAAUGCUGAAUAGACAAGUCAUUCCAAUUUCUCAAAUCAGAAGCAAUAUGACAGAUAAUGAUAUUAUUGGAGAUUGGGUUGUUAUUGGAAUUAUUAUUUUUAAAAGCGAGUGUAAAAAGACAAAGGAUGGCGAUGUAUUUUGCAUGCUACGCAUAGGAGAUCUACGAGGCUCGUCGGUCAAUUUAUUUAUGUUUCGCGACGUAUGCCAGAGCCAUUCCAAUGAGCAAGUUGGAAGUUUGGUGGCCAUUUUGAAUCCCAAAAUCAUCAGACCCUCCGAGAGUCGAGCAACUUUGGGCUUGGAUUUAGAUCAUACUAAGAAAUGGAUGAAGAUUGCCGAUUUUACUGAUUUGGGAUACUGCAAGGGAACGCUACAAAACAACAAAUGUUGCUCCCAGCCAAUUGAUAGGAUGCAGGGACAAUACUGUGAGAUCCAUUUGUCAUCAAACUAUAAAUCUGCAAAAUCCAAUAGACAGGAGUUUGCAUCAGGCAAUGCAGCAUUUCAUGUCGGUAAUCCAAGCAAAAAGCUAUCUGGGAAACAACGGUCGUAUUCCAAUGAUGGUACAUAUGUAUUGUCUGGCCAAACUCUUUCUACAACUCAUACAGGUGUUGAUGCUGUUGCUCAACGAAAAGAGUCAUUACCUCCAAUUUUGAAUGCAAAACAGGUUCUUGAAAUAAAAUCACUCAUGAGCUCAAAUACUGCUGGUGCUAGAUCGCUACGGGCUUUAAAUAAGAGCCUGGAUUGUCCUGCACCUGCAGGUAUGGCUUCAAUUUUUGGCCCAGCAGCGAUUGCUCGUAUGGGUGGUAACCCAAUCUCUGGCGAUCGAUUCAAACCCGUUGUAAACAGUAGCCAAUUGGUAUCACUGCCUGGAUUGACCUCUCCUAGUAAAUCAUUAAAAACAACACAGCCUGUCAAUCCUAUGCUAAAAUCAAUAUCAGAGCCUAGAUUGUCAAUGGUUCGUAAAGAUAUUUCGCGGAUACAAUCAGCUCAUGUUCUUGCAAGAUCCAAGUCCAAUGUCCAAAAAGACAAAUCUCCACCAAGCAGCGAUGUUGAACUUGAGAUACUGGACUGA